Molecule: messenger RNA, 3121 nt
Organism: Ogataea polymorpha
Lineage: Eukaryota; Fungi; Ascomycota; Pichiomycetes; Pichiales; Pichiaceae
Exons: 1
Coding region: 1072-3105 (677 amino acids)
Biological process (GO): regulation of transcription by RNA polymerase II
Cellular component (GO): SAGA complex
Molecular function (GO): transcription coactivator activity
Source: RefSeq, a predicted model, not a curated record
GAGGCCUUCCGCCAGACACUUUUCGUGCGUGCGGCCGACGCUGAACUCCUCAUCAGCUCUGGAAGCUAUUGAUAAUAGAAUCAAAAAGUUGCAGAGGGAAGCCCAGCUGAGCCCCGAAGACAGCUCGUUGCUUGACAGACCGGAACUUUGGCAAGGCCUGCCAGACCAAAAAGUCCUAGAGUUGUACCAGCAGAGAAAAAUCAAUCUCGGAAAGCACUACCGGCGUAACAAAGAUGAACUUGCCGCUCUGGUUGCCGCCUCCCCAGAUAUCUACACGGCAGAGAUGGCUGCACGCGCAUACACUGCUGAGGAAGGAGAUAUGUUCAGAAACCAGCUCAACUACCAGUCGAAGAUGUAUCACAACAAAGGUAGCUUCAUGGCUGAUGAGAUUGAAGAGGAUGAAUACGAUGAAUACCCAACAGACGUCCAGGAAGUGGUCGAAAACUUUAGAGACCACCUGGACUUCAACAGAGUGGCCGCAUACGAGUUGCCGCUCCUGACCAAAUACAGAAAGGAGUACGUGCCGCCGAAGAAGGGAGAGAAACCGGUCAUCUACCGGUACACCAAGUACUUCGGCGAGAGCCAUCCUGCUGAGCGCAAGGUGUCGGUGUCGGUGAAGGUGUCGGAGCUUCCCUUGACUCGAGAGGAACGACACAAGUUCAAGCUGCUGGCCGGUGUGAGAUACGACCACGUGAGGGACAUCUUCAAGAUGUCCAGCGACAAAUACUUGGAGCCUGCCCAAAAUGCUUCGUUCCUGUCCGAAGUGAUGGACGAUUUGAUUGCCGAGGCCAAAAGAGAUGCUCACAAGUAUGCCGAUGUUCCUCUCGACAAAAGACACACCAAGGCGAAGUACAAAAAGAAGCAGCACCGCAAGAGACGUGUUUACGAGUUUCCGAAGGAGUGGGAGCGUCCAAUCGCGCCGGAGUCCAAACAGGUCGACUGGCAGCAGAUGCUCACUGAGUAAUGUACAUAGACACGAGAUAUAUUUUUUCAUCCACAUCCGUACACCGCGUUCUGACCACCGGUGAGCUUUGAGAAAAAAAUAAAACAAGGUCGUCUGAUACACCGAGCAUGCCUCCACGCAAAGCGAAUCGUCGCAAGGGCAAGAACAUUUUGGGCAAAGGAAAGUCGAAUUCUUUGCCUGCAGGGACUGUGGUGACGGGAUUGCCGUCAGAAACGCUGCAGGCAGUUCUUCUCGAGCUCAAUUUGAGUUACGACUCGAGUCUCGGUUUGCUGCAAGGAGACAGCAUGUUUUCGACCCCGUCGGAGGCCAAGCUCACAGCAUUGAAGAAGCUGCUCGAAAAACUGAUUGGAGAGCUUGAGUCUGGAGUGGAAACCGACAAACGGUUGAUAGCGUCGAUCGACUCAGAAAUUUCGCAGCUCGACCGACAAGAUAACCAGAACACGGCUGCAGUCAAGGAGGAAACAUCAGAGCGUCUUGUUUCUCCUGGUGUGGAGAUCAAGCAGGAAAAUGACGACGACGACGAGGACAGUGCCAUACAAAUGCCGAAGAGAAAACGGCAGAGAAUUAUCAUCACUGCUAACGGAGAGCGCAGGGAGAUUACUCCGGACUCACGUGACGAGGGGGCCGACGCUACUUCCGAGCAGCCUCCUGUUCCGAGCGAGGACGACGAGGAUGCAUUGCCGGUUGGAUCUGUUACGGUGAAGAAGGAGAGGCCAAUACUCAAGAUUACCCAGAAGAAACCAGACGAGGAGGACAAGCUGGAGGACGGAGAGGUGAUCCCAUCUGUGUAUAUUGGCAAAGAGAAGCCCGACUUCAAGAUCGACGAGCUUUUGGAAUCUGCUAGAAAUCAGCUGGAAUUAUACGACGAGCAGAAAGCACACGAGAAGUAUGGCGAUGGAGAGGAGUUCCUCAAAUACAAGUAUGCUGUUGCGGACUUCCCGCACGACGACCUCAAGGACUUGCUGCCGGGCGAAAUUCCGAUGACCGAUUUUUCCACUGCGAAGCCCAACAACAACCAGAUUGCCUUCACUUCGUUCCAGGCGUAUGUAGAACCGUUUUUCAGACCAUUUACAGAGGAGGAUAUCCGUUUGUUGCGAACGAAAUGCAAUUUAAGCAGCAAUCUGCCCCGUGACUACGACGACCAGAAGACCCCGUAUCACAUACCGCGACUGGGACCGCACUAUGCUGACGUGUGGUACGAGGAAGACCUGCGCAAUGGCCUGAUAAAGAACCCUGAUGGCAUGGGGUUCAGUUUACGCAAACAGCUGGAAAUGAACAUGUUGAGUCUCGUUGAGCCAAAGGCAUCUUCGGACAGUCUGAGCAGCGAUGUAUUGGAGACAGAGGAGGUUUCGUGUGGUCCGCUGACCUCGAGGCUUCUAUCUGCUCUCAUAAAAGAUACACCUGACAAAGACACCGGAGAUGACAGCCUUGCGGGCAGUCCUGCUGCAGAUGAGAACGGCGGCGACAGCGGUGCCGCAGACACGCUGUCUUCGUCGGCUUUGGCAGACCAGCAAGGGUGGAAGUCGUCUAUUAUCAAGACCGAUUACAAGACUCUUGAGGAGCGUUUGAAGCGGGAAUUGAGAUACAUUGGGGUGUACAUGAAUGUGGAGCAGACGCUAAACGAACCUGGGUUUGAGCAGGAUUGGGUCCAAAAUAGAGAAGAUGACGAGAUUUCCACGGAGCUGCGCCAUUUGCAGAAGGAACUCAAAGCUGUCCAGGCGCGCAACAUCAAACGCAAGAAAAAGAUCAUCCCAAUAGUGGAGGAGCAGAUUGCGUGGCAGGAGUACAUGUCUAUUUUAGAGGACCUGGAUAAACAGGUGGAGCAGCACUACAGAAGAAGAAUCAACGUUGCACCGAAAAAGGCCAAGAAACGAGGCCCAAAUGCCGGAGGCAACGCUGCCAAAGAAAAGGACGAACUGGCUAACCAGCAGCUGGUUAGCAAUUCGUCUUUCAUGAGUCUUUUGGAGAAACGCAACAAGUGGAUCUCGCGUAUUGGACCGCUAUUCAAAUCACAGAAAGAAAUGAGAAGAAUGCCUAGUGAGAGCGUCUUCAAGGACGUCAACAUGGUGGAAAAUGAGGAGGAGGAGGAAGGAGAAGAAAUCGCGGAAGAUGAUGUGCUCGACCAGAUGGACUUGGAGUAGCUACGCGAGCGGCACG